AUGUGUCCUUCUCUCUUUCUCCUUUCUUUAUUGUUGUUAUUGUUAAAUGGUACAGUACAGUCUAAUGAUUGUAGUACUGAAGGAUUUAUGGAACUAGGUUUACUGGUGGCUAAAACUGGCAGUACUAACAACAAUGGACAAACUACUGCAGGACUAGCAGAAUCAGAAAAAACAAGAUGGAUCAUCACUGAAAGAGAUAAGCAGUUCAGUGAGGAUUGCAUUAGUUCACUGACUGAAGUAUUAGUUGGAGUUGACAUUAGAACUGUAACUGGUGACAGGACUGAAUAUCCUAGAAUAGAGAUAUGGAGGGAAACAAGAGGUCAUUAUAAAGACCCAGUAUCUGUUGAACUUAGAUUAUCUCCACACAGUUUCACUACCAAUGGACUGUAUCAUGUUAGACUACCUGCUCCUUUGAACUUUGAGGAGACAACAGGUGGUACCAGAGGGUACAGACUAGGAGUAUAUCAACCUCCUGAUGAUAGAAGUGUUGUUAGAUUUUAUAAAGUAACUGGUACUGGUCAAAUUGGAAGAGUAGAAGAUAUUAAUAAUAAUGAUGUUAAAAAAGAUCCCAAAGAUGAUGAAAUAAUAUUGCAAAACUCAAGUAUCCUGAUACACCCAAUCACAAGUAACAGUUGUAGUUAUCCAUCAAUUAGCAGUUCAUUUAAUACAAACAGUCUAUCAGUUACUAAUGUAAUACCAGUCAAUGAUACAAGAGCUUUUCCUGAUAUACAGUUCACAUGUAAUGGUAUUAUUACUAAAUGGAUAAUUGGUAUUACACAGAAUCAGGAUACAAGCAAACAUUAUCCUAACAUUUAUUUAAACCGUUCUUCUGAACUGAUUCAUGCACUAACUGUUAAUGCUUCUGCUGCUACAUCAAGUAAUGAUAAUGUAUAUAACUUUACAAGUGAUAUUGGAGUAGAGUAUGGAGAUAUAUUAGUAAUCAAUGUAACCACUAAUAGUAAUCCAAUGUAUUAUCAACAAUACAAUGGACCAUUGAAUUAUGAGCUUGAUAGCAGUAAUAGAUUAAUACCAUUGGAUCAUAAUGACUAUCCACUGAUAUCAGUUGUAGUAGGGCCAAGUCCGUCAAUACCAGGAACUCCCUCUACUACUACUAUCAUUACUACUGAUAUUAUCCGUACACAAAUAACAAACUCUCACACUCCAAAUGCUACUACAAUAACAACAACUACUACUAAUAUGAACAUACCACCUACUACCUUGUUGCAGUCUACAUCAUCAUCAUCCUUGAUGACCAGUUCCCUCACACAAACUCAAUCAAUAAACAAUACACUUCAUAUCACAAACACACACUCUCAAUCAUCAAACACUCUCUCUUCAACUCUUCCUGUCACUACUCCAUCAAUCAGUGAUGGUAUAGCUAGUCCUCCUCCUCCUAUAGUAUCAACCAUCAGUAGUACAUCAGUUACUGAUAGUUCAACCAGUAAUCCAUCAGUUACACUAUCCACUGAAGGUCAAAGCAGUACUGGCAGUAAUACACUAGCAGCAGUACUUAGUACAGUAUUUAUAUUACUGGUAGUUACUAUACUAGUAAUAUUAAUAGUGAGUGUAUUAGUGUAUAAAAGACGACACCAAAAGCUAUCAUCAAGAGGUAAUUCUCUAAUGAAUACACGAUCAACUGAGAAAGAGACAGAACUGAAUAAUAUGACUAAUCCUACCUACCAACCACAAGAUAUGGGUCCAGUUCUAUAUGAAGAGGCGAAGCCAGUAAUGAAUGGAAUAGAAUCAGUGUAUAGUGAUACAAUAGUUACUAAUGAUCGUUAUGCAGCUGCUACAGGUGUAAGUCCAAUGCCAGCGCUUUAUGAAGAACCAACAAUAACUAUGAAAAGACAACAUAAAACUAUUAAUCAAAUUGAAAAUGAAACUUACAAUUUAUUGGCAGAAGCACUCUAUGUUCCUACAGCAAAUGAACGCUUGGGUGGAGGAAAACAGCAACAAGACAUUUACUUCACAUUGAUGAAUGAGCAGUAUUCCUCUGCAUAUUCAAGACUUGAUCAUACUGGUGGUAAUGGAUUUUUUAUAGAAGAUACUGAGUACUGGGAACCUGAUAGUAAUACUGAUGGUAUAUACCAACAAUUAUCUGAUAGGAAAUACAGAGAAAUUAUAAGACACCAAAUAAAAGUAACAGAUUAUUUAGGAUCAGGACAGUUUGGUACAGUUAAUAAAGGACUAUGGACUACACCUACUGCUGGAUCAGUCUCUGUUGCUAUUAAAACACUUAAUGAUAAUACUUCAGAGGAUGAGAGAGUAAAGUUUCUACAAGAGGCAGCCAUUAUGGGUCAGUUUCAUCAUCCUAAUGUUGUUAAACUACAUGGAGUGGUCACCAUUGGACAUCCUAUAAUGAUAGUACUGGAAUUGAUAUCUGGAGGUGACUUGAAAGAGUAUCUUAACAAAUUUAAACCAUCUCCUGGGGAGUUAGUAUUAUCAUCAGUUCCUUCUAUUUUGCUCUCAUUUUGUCGUCAAAUUGCUUCAGGAAUGGAGUACUUGUCAAGGAAGAAGUUUGUUCACAGAGAUCUUGCAGCAAGAAACAUAUUAGUAUCAGAUGAAGGAACAGGAAUAUGCAAGAUUGCUGACUUUGGUAUGUCAAGGGACCUACAAGAUGAAUCUUAUUAUAUUUCACAAGCAAAAAAGAUUCCAAUAAAAUGGACAGCACCAGAAGCAUUACAUUAUAAGAAAUAUUCGAGUGCUAGUGAUGUGUGGAGUUAUGGAGCUGUAAUGUAUGAGAUUUGGUCUNUAGGACAUAAACCAUUUGAAAACUCUACUAAUCAAGAAUGCAUUAGACUGGUUGAUUCAGGCUAUAGAUUACCACCUCCUCCAGGAUGUCCUAAACCAAUGUAUAAACUAAUGAUGCAAUGCUGGAAUCCUGAUACUCAUAAUCGUCCAAGUUUCUCAGAUAUAUCAUCAAGUCUAUCCUCACCUGAUAAACAAUUACUAAUGAUUAAUAAAGAGGAUCCUGUUACUGUACUGGGUGGAGCUUUAGAAACAAGCCACUCCCUCUACACUGACUUACAGUACAUGUACAAGAACUGAUUGAUCGUGUUGCCAGUUUAUAUACCUGUACAUUGUGUUUAAUGGUUUGUUUUCUGUUUCUGUAUAAAAUAAUUG
This is a messenger RNA of Amphimedon queenslandica, 3123 nucleotides long. RefSeq lists its product as uncharacterized. Gene Ontology annotation, cellular component: plasma membrane; signaling receptor complex. The transcript has 15 exons. The record is from RefSeq and is a predicted model, not a curated record. Lineage: Eukaryota; Metazoa; Porifera; Demospongiae; Haplosclerida; Niphatidae. Gene Ontology annotation, biological process: protein phosphorylation; cell surface receptor protein tyrosine kinase signaling pathway; positive regulation of kinase activity. Gene Ontology annotation, molecular function: transmembrane receptor protein tyrosine kinase activity; ATP binding. The coding region runs from base 1 to 3048 and encodes 1015 amino acids.